Messenger RNA from Aspergillus ochraceoroseus IBT 24754, 960 nucleotides. Its product is annotated as hemolysin III family protein. Bases 1 to 960 code for a protein of 319 amino acids. NCBI's taxonomy places the organism in Eukaryota, Fungi, Ascomycota, Eurotiomycetes, Eurotiales, Aspergillaceae. Gene Ontology annotation, molecular function: signaling receptor activity. Gene Ontology annotation, cellular component: membrane. The transcript has a single exon. The record is from RefSeq and is a predicted model, not a curated record.
AUGCCACCCCGUCAGCGUCGUCCCACUGAAAGCUACCAGAAGGAGCAAGGAAACUACCAACCAGCUUCUGUUGCUGCUGUGGUCUUAGAAAAUCCUCCACAGGCCAUCAAGUCGCUCCUUCAUUGGGAUGAUUUACCCCAUUGGCAGCGGGAUAAUCAGCACAUCCACACGGGAUAUCGUCCUGCGUCUUACUCGUUCCUCAUUUCGUUCCAAUCCCUGACGUAUAUCCACAAUGAGACUGUCAACAUAUACACACACCUUCUGCCAUCAUUGCUAGCGGUCCCUGCUGCAAUUAAGCUCCAUCAAGUUCUCGCUCCGCGGUACGAGACGGCCACACAUGGUGACAUUUGGGCUUUCGGCUGUUUCUUUGCGGGAGCUGCCUUUUGUCUCGGGAUGUCCGCAAUCUACCAUACUAUUUCGAACCACUCACCAAUUGUGGCCCGUAUCGGAAAUACCUGCGACUAUAUUGGGAUUGUAGGACUUAUUGUGGGUAGUUUUGUUCCUAGUAUCUACUAUGGCUUCUACUGCGCACCGGGAUUGCAAGAGCUGUAUUGGACCAUGAUCUGCAGCAUUGGGAUUGGCUGCAUCAUGGUUUCAGUCUUUCCUCAGUUCCGAACGCCUCGAUUGCGGCCAUUCCGUGCCGCUAUGUUUGUCGGAAUGGGUCUGUCAGCGGUGUUUCCCGUAAUACACGGAUUACAGCUGUAUGGGCGUGACCAGAUGAUGCGCCAAAUUGGCCUCGGUUGGCUCCUUCUCCAAGGGUUUCUGUACAUCCUGGGAGCCGGGAUAUAUGCAGCCCGAGUCCCCGAACGGCUGCGACCAGGGAAGUUCGAUCUUUGGGGAAGUUCGCACCAGAUCUUUCAUGUGCUGGUAGUCUGCGCAGCCGUGGCUCAUCUGACAGGGCUGUUGAGGGCGUUUGAUUAUCGUCAUAGUGGGACCGCUGAGAGCUGCCCCCUGAUCUAA